Molecule: messenger RNA, 3505 nt
Organism: Owenia fusiformis
Lineage: Eukaryota; Metazoa; Annelida; Polychaeta; Sabellida; Oweniidae
Source: the annotation of a GenBank genome assembly
ACAGAUUAUCGAGAUUUUUAAACUUCAAAGACCUAAUUACAGAUGGCCUGCGGUUGAAUCUAAUCUACUAAUUAAAUAAAGAGCCCAUUGGUUCCCCUUGGUUUACAUGGGAAUGAUGAUUUUCAAAAAUUCAUCUUUAGAAGAAAGGGAAAUUGGUAAAAUUUGGAAGCAUUGGAAAUGAAGUCAAGUUACAUUUUCAUCAAUAUUAUAAGUAUUUUCUUCGCAGGUUAUGUAAAUAAAAAUUCAAAUGUAAAGAGGAAGCAGGGAGCUAAGGUUGCCAAACUUUUGGAGGGGAGUGUAUUUGCCAGAAAGACGAGAGGAUUAGCCUACCACAAGUUUCAAAUCGUGUGUCUAAAAAGGAUUUGACAGCAUUCUUUAAUAAGCUAAUAAAAUGUUCAUUUCUCAAAAACAAAUUAACUUUUAUACAUGUUAUAAUGAUUCACAAGUUCAUCUAAAAUGUUUUCAUUUCUCAAAACGUUCAUGAUUCUCGUCAUUAAUGAUAAAAUGAGCGGAACGGUGAUAGAAAAUGGAAUGUUUUCAAAGUUUUUAUUUUCAAUUCAAAGAAAGCACAACAAAUAAGUUUUUCAGCAUUAGUUGUUCUUUAUUUGUUGCAAGGCAUUGAAAUUUAAGAGAGAUGUUUAAUGUUAGAGCCUUCAGAGCACAGUGGAUAUUUUGUUAUUUCAAUUUUUUGUUUUUUUAAAUAUCAGCCUAUGUUUCAUUCCAUUAAUACAAUACUAUUUGUCAUCUGUCACUUCUAUCGUCAGUACCAAUUGAGAGUAUUCGUGCAGCCAUUACGACUUUUAUUGUGCGCCAUGAUUAAUAAGUAUCAUAUCUUCAAAAAUAUUUGCUUUUGAAUAUACUAGUAUUCAGAAACUAACUGUAAGUUCAUGAGGUCAUUAUGAACUCCUCUAUUACAAAAUGAAAUGGCAGAUAAAAUUCUUUUGAUUUGGAUUCUUUUCAAAAAUCAUCUAAAAGUGUGGGAAUAGCAUGCCAGAAUUUGACAUAUUUUUGAAUGAUGAAUUGGGAAUGACGAUUUUUCAAUGGUAUCUCGUUAAAAAUAUGUUCCUUAGAGAUAUGUUGUAAUUUGCCCUUACAAAAGUUGUCUCAAUGUAUUACCCUUGAUUUGGAUUUCAUUGAACAAUUAAACAAUUGUUAUAUAAAAUGUAUGAUUUUGCUACCAGAUUUCAAUAUCUUUCAGUAAAAGAUUCACCAAAAACUAUUUCAAUAUAGAAAAUCAAAUUGUUGCCAAACUUUUGGAGGGGUGUAAAUUGUAUGUAUGACAGAUACAAAAAAUACUUUUUAUGUGAGGUACACUGAUGAAGGGGGAGAUUUGUGGAUACAUAAAAAAUCGAACCCCUGGUCACCAAUUGCUGGCUACGCCACUGGUGUAGACGCACCAAUAUUCUUGCAUAGUAAAAGCAUUCAUUAUUCCAUAGUUAGCAUGAUAUUCAUAGGAUAACAUGUGAAAAUAAAAACCGUAUUUUUGUAAUCAGUGUUAAAUAUGAUAUUUUUGACAAAUUUUCACUUAACCAUAACAUACGGUUUUUUAGCGAUGACAUACGACGUCGUAUGCGAUAUGGCUACGCUCGCUCGUGCAGAUAUCAUAUCCAUUCGUGCAUAAAAAUCAUAUCACUCAUAAAUCAUAGGAUAUCCUCUAUAUAUACAGUUAGCAAGUGUAACACAGGCCUUGAGUUUAUUGAUUUUCUCCCUAUAUCAUGACAUGUAUAAGACGCAGAACAGAUAAACGUGAUUCAUAAAUGCAAACGUAUUUAUAUGAGUAAACAGUGAGUGAAAUACUAAGGAAAUGAAGCAAUGCCAAUAUUGCUUUCUAUACCAAUGAAUGCUACAUGCAUGUAGAUUAUAUUGAAUAUAAUAUUAAUUUGCGUUUGAAUACAACGCUAACCAUACUUGACAAUCAUAAACAAAUAUAGCAAAAAUAAUGUACAUGCAAAAUUGAUAUGUUCAGCAACACAGAGUAUGGGCACCAAUGAAUCAAAGUCUAGAGAUGGAUCCAAAAGCUCUACAAAAGUCAUCUUAAUGCUUUUGAUACUAGUUAUCACAUGUAUCAUGUGGAUUGUUAGUAAAAAAAUAUGGGGAAGCCAAAAAUUAAUUUUGCAGCAAUUCAAAAUAACAGCGGACAAGUUGAAGAGCACUGCAGCACCAGUUGAUGGAAAAGAUGCUAUCGAAAUUCAACAAAGAAUUACCAAUGGUACAAUUGCUACAAUGAGUAAUAUUUCAAAUGAGGGACAAGAUAAAAUCGUUGGAAGAGCUUGGGUUUCUGCAUCAAGAAAGGGAAGGUUGGGAAACAACAUGUUUCAAUUUGCGAUUGUUAUCGCAGUGUCGAAACGCAAUAACAUGACUCCUGUUUUCCCGAAGGAAAUUCUAGAUGGGAUAUUUAACAUUGACCGAUCUGGGAUUUUAUUAGAUCAAGAAAUGAAUAACUCUUUUCCGACAAUUUCAGUGGAGGAGAAAAAUAAUUGCAAAUAUGAUAAAAAUAUCAUGAAAAUAUUUCCUGAAAAUACCAACAUUAAGCUGUGUUGUUAUUUUCAGUCGUGGAAAUACCAGAUUGGAAUCCAUGAAGAGCUGAAACGGCACUUUACAUUUAAAUCAUUAAUUGAUAAUAUAGCUGAAAGUUUCAUCGAACAAGUCCAUAGAGAUUACAAUAGGAACAUGGGAACAGGACCUCGGAAUAAACAACUCACAUUGGUUGGAAUACAUAUACGGAGGACUGAUAUGGCACACGCUCAAAAACAUAACCCAAACGCUGGAUUUGUGGUUGCACCGAAACAAUAUUUUGAGAAUGCGAUGAAAUAUUUCAAAAGCAAACUUAAGCAAGUUCAUUUCGUAGUAUGCACUGAUGAUAUAAAGUGGGCACAAAAUAAUAUUCCAUCCCCAAAUAUUACGUUUUCCACUGGUCAUUCACCUGGGGUGGAUCUCGCAAUAUUGUCACACUGCGAUCACGUGAUAAUGUCAGUUGGGUCAUUUUCUUGGUGGGCCGCAUGGUUAUCUGGUGGAGAAGUUGUCUAUUAUGACGGGUGGCCAAAGCCUAACAGUUCAUUUGCUAAAGGAUUUGAGCAUAGUGAUUAUUUUCCUCUACAUUGGAAACCAAUGUUUUGAAAAUUCUAUGUCACAUUCAUGGGCGUAGCGCUAUAUUUCUAAGUAGUACGCCACCACGGAAAAAGAGCUGAGCAAAGCAAAAACGAGUGUUUAGGGGGGACUUGGGGGGGGGGGGGUUCUCCCCCAGUAAAAUUUUUAAAUUUGCUUGUAUUUGGAGUGAAUUUGCAACCAUCUGGUACGCUCUAAGAUAAGCACUCUGAGAUUCAAAUUGGUUCCCAAUUAAAUGAAUUUGAUCUUUUAGAAUUAAUUAUGGAUUUAAUUUAUGUAUGUCUGUUAUUAUUCUUAUUCUUGAUGUAUGAUACAUUAAUAAAACAUUAGUGUCCUAUUUGCUCAAUAUGUUGACAUAAAUAUGUUGACACAAAUUACUGUACACAUUAGAGCAUGAAUU